AUGCCAGAAGAAGGAUCUCGCCUCGAUCCAGAAUUGCUGCCCAACGAAAACCUGAUCCAAACAAUACUACUCCCAGCAACAAUUAUUUGCAUCCCUAUCGCUCUCCUGGCCGGUGCUCUGCUUGCUCUGGUUUAUAUGUACAGAAUCGACCCUGUUCCAAAUUUGUUCAAGCCAACAGAAACAUCAUUGCGCGGGCCUGGGUUUGUUCUUGUCAAUUUUUCUGCAACCCGAUUGGUUUUCGUGGCCAGCUUCCUAUCUACAUUGGCGCCGCUACUGGGCUCUUUCAUAUUGUCUCUCUUUGCUCUUCCCGUCUCCCGGAGACUGCGAGAUGCAUCUAGGGAAGCAAAAUAUCUCAAUCUACCGACACCUUUUCAGAUGAGUUUGCUCGUCGGGAUUUUGGUCGCGUCUGCACAGCAAUUACGGUCUUAUUUGUGGUAUCUUCUCCGCCGGCGGAGACCCAGCAUCCCACCAGUUUUACACUGCGCCGCUUCCAUGAUGCUCCUCAGUCUAGUCAUGGCUGCUGGAGUGUUCAUUGCGGACACGAUCUUGCAUUACACGACGUCGACCGUUGAAUUCGAUCAGAUAUUGGUUCCGCCGCAGCCCGAUCAAGAAUUUGGACGUGGUCUCUCAGAAUUUUGCUUGACCUUUAACCGAACUUUUGUGGGACUGCCUUGUUCUGACACGACUGACUCUGGACAAGUCGACCCUAAUGCCAAUUUCGAGGCAACAGAAAUGAAUCGGCUGUUGCACAACACUUCGCAACUCUCAGAGAUUCGAAUUACAGCAACAGAGGACGUCGCAGGAGCUGAUCUGGCAUACCUCAUCCCGCAACAACAAAGGAUUGCCCCUAACAUUGAUUACCAAGCGUCUACCAUUGGAAUAUCUACAACAUGCCGCUUUGUCAAGCCCUCUAGCUGUGGCAUGGUCCUUUGGGAUAAUUACUAUACUAACUUCAGCUGUACUGAUAUGUUCCAUGGCACCAUCGGAAUGCCACCGAUCGUGAGCACCAACAUAAACAAUCCACGUCCUCCAGAUCCAUAUCGCUCAUUUUUGAUGUACAAAGGAGCUGCGAACCUGAUGUACUCUUUUUUCAGCGACUCGGGAAUGAGGAACAUUUACAACACUGUUGGCUACAAUGACUCGGGCGAUUUCGACCUCAGCAUCUCUCCAUAUCCCAACUCUCAGUUGGUGAAUCCAUUCUACGUCGGCAUUGCUGCGCGAAUCUCGACAACGAACGCCACUUUCAUUUCCGACGGCGUUGUAGAUUUCAUUCUUGAUUGCGCCGUGGCCUCAUACGACAUCUCAUAUACCUGGGUCGAUGGCGGCUUGCAGGAUAUCAAAGCCGUGCCAUCUGGUAAUGGCAGUAUCUUGGAAAUUUUCCACGGCUCUUUGCUAUACGGGACUAUCAGUGGCGGUGAUCCUGCUCUACAAGAUUACCUGACGCAAUCUGCACUAGCUGGAAAUACGACCGAUUCUUUUCUCCAGAAAUUUGGAAGUCUAUACUCUACCAAGGUCUUAGCAUACAUUGGCGGCUACACUACCGGUCGGGUUGCUCUUGCUCAACAACAGCGUGAGCAUAUGCUCCUCUCUAAAGUGCCUAUUCCACCAUUGGCUAUAUUAGUGGCAUGGAGCUUCUGCUAUCUCUUGCUUGGACUGAUACUUGCCUUCCAAGCAUACUGGGCAUCUCGCGGCAAUGUUCGCGACAUCGCAGCCAAACUGAGCUUAUCGGGGCUCUCGCAGGCAGCUUUUGGCGACAGACAAACGGGAACAUCGAGUGGGGAGACUACUUCGAGGGAGGAUGUAAACCAGCCUAUCAAGCAGGAGACGAGGCGGAUUCUCGUCGACGGUAGCGCACAAAGGGGUUUCGAGUUCGGCGUCAUGUUAUGA
Molecule: messenger RNA, 1887 nt
Organism: Cladophialophora psammophila CBS 110553
Lineage: Eukaryota; Fungi; Ascomycota; Eurotiomycetes; Chaetothyriales; Herpotrichiellaceae
Exons: 3
Coding region: 1-1887 (628 amino acids)
Source: RefSeq, a predicted model, not a curated record